Molecule: messenger RNA, 483 nt
Organism: Parastagonospora nodorum SN15
Lineage: Eukaryota; Fungi; Ascomycota; Dothideomycetes; Pleosporales; Phaeosphaeriaceae
Exons: 2
Coding region: 1-483 (160 amino acids)
Biological process (GO): translation
Cellular component (GO): mitochondrial large ribosomal subunit; ribosome
Molecular function (GO): structural constituent of ribosome; rRNA binding
Source: RefSeq, a predicted model, not a curated record
AUGUCGACAGUACACAUCAAGGGUCCGCUAGGAGAGCUCUCAAUGGACGUCCCGCCUUACAUCAAGAUCGACCAAGACCCGAAGUUGCCUGGGCCGACAUUGUCGAUACAAGAUUCGACAGAUGCGAAGCAAAAGGCUAUGUGGGGUGUCAGCGAAGGACACAGCUCCAUUCUCCGCUUCGUCGGUGUCGGUUUCCGUGCCUCAGUCGAGAAUACUGCUACCACUGUCAAGUCCGAAUACCCCGGGCAGAAGUUUGUCAACCUGAAGGUGGGCUACUCUCACCCAGUCGAGCUCGGCAUACCAAAAGGCGUCGUCGCGAGUACCCCGCAGCCUACGCGACUACUGCUCGAGGGGCCAGAGAGGGAGGUGGUCAUGCAGUUCGCGGCGAAUAUCCGGAAGUGGAGGGUACCGGAGCCGUACAAGGGCAAGGGUAUCUUUGUGGACGGGGAGACGAUCAAGCUCAAGAACAAGAAGAUCAAAUAG